Notolabrus celidotus (New Zealand spotty) is the source of this 4596-nucleotide messenger RNA. It is a transcript of the gene lpgat1, whose product is annotated as lysophosphatidylglycerol acyltransferase 1. Gene Ontology annotation, cellular component: endomembrane system. The record is from RefSeq and is a predicted model, not a curated record. The transcript has 8 exons. Lineage: Eukaryota; Metazoa; Chordata; Actinopteri; Labriformes; Labridae. Bases 664 to 1782 code for a protein of 372 amino acids. Gene Ontology annotation, molecular function: acyltransferase activity.
AGUGUAGACUGAGUUCCGGAAUCACUCUGUUGAUCUUUUGUAUUUUCUGUGUACACUGACGCGGUGUGAAUCCGGGUCUGGAGGACGAUAACGGGUCCUGCCAGCCCAGAAACGUAAAAUCGGUGUUCUUCGUACUUGAUGUGCAUAUGUCGUUUUUUUUAGUUUGUGUGACGUUUGUCGAUCCAGCAGCGUUUUUAUCCCGGACCUAACCUGAACCGCCGCGCUCCUUUAUACGCAAAUGGGAGCUCAGUAGCUAGCUAACUUGACGACGACGACGACGACGAUGAUGAUGAUGAUGAUGAUGAUGCAUCAGUGGAUUUAUCCCGGUGUCUCGGACUGAGAUGGAGCCAGCGACGCUCAAGUGGAGCUGCUUGCUAGCUAGCUAGCGAGCUAACAGUGCCCGAGCAGCUAAAUAACGUUAGCUAAAUGGGUGCAGCCGCGGUGUUAUCGCACAUUCUGUUAACGUGGUCAGAUCUGUCCUCCUCUGUCCCCUGAUUUGAUCCAGGCUGGCCAUGUCCACUACUGGCACACAAUGCUAACUUAACCAUUCAGGUUAGCUGCACGUGACUCAGUUUAUCUCGCUUUGACACUUGUCUUCACCUCUGUUCAUCUCUGACCGUCACUGGAUGCUUCAGAGACAAUAAUCGGACGGUGUGUAUCAGGAUGGCACAGCUCUUGGACGGGGCCGGCAAACUGGGCUGGGUUCUGCUCCGGUCUGUGAUCCGCUUCGUGUUUAUGUUCUUCAACAACUGUGUAGCCAUCCCAUCCUACUGCUUAUACCUGAUUGUCCUGCAGCCGCUGAGAAUAUGGGACAGCUCCACUUUCUGGAACAUCGAAGGAAUCAUGUUCAAAUGGUUGCUGGCUAUGGUGUCCUCAUGGGGCUGGAUCGCAGGCUAUACAGUAACAGAAUGGGGCGACGACGUGCGACCCAUCUCCGAAGAAGAAGCCAUGGUCAUCGUCAACCACCAAUCCACAGGAGACGUGUGCACCCUUAUGAUGUGCCUGCAAGACAAGGGCACGGUGGUACGAAAAAUGAUGUGGCUGAUGGACCAUGUGUUCAAAUACACAAACUUUGGCCUAGUAUCCCUGAUCCAUGGGGACUUUUUCAUCAGACAGGGUAAAGCUCACCGAGACAAGCAGCUGGUUUACCUGAAAGAUCACCUAGACAAAUACUACCACAGCCGAGACAGGAAGUGGAUAGUGCUGUUCCCUGAGGGUGGCUUCCUGCGCAAGCGGCGGGAAACCAGCCAGUUGUUCGCCAAGAAAAACUCUCUACCCGACUUGACCCACGUCACAUUGCCUCGUAUAGGGGCCACGCGCGUAAUCCUGAAAACCGUGUCGGCCCAGCAAGAGAACGGGAGCGUGGGCGGAGAGACCGGGACCUCUAACCAGACAGGUAAUAAACGCAGAGGGCUGCAGUGGGUAAUAGACGUCACCAUAGCGUACCCAAAAGCUAGACCCAUGGACAUCCAGACCUGGAUCUUUGGCUACAGGCCUCCUACAGUCACACAUGUACAUUACAGAAUGUACCCGAUAAAGGAGGUUCCUGUAGAGGCCGAGGCCCUGACCGACUGGCUGUAUCAGAGGUUCGUAGAGAAGGAAAAGCUGCUGGCCCACUUCUACGACACAGGAUCAUUCCCCCCUGAAGACGGACAGAGGGAGCCAGCUUUUCGGCAGAUGACCCUUGACCCCUUGUGGCUGUGCAUGAUUCAGUCAUUUGCUUUCGCCUCGGGCUACAUGUGGUACAGCGUCCUCCAGUACCUCUACUGCUGUUUAUUCUGAGAGCCCUGAUGAGGCGGGAGUCUUUAGCGGACCACUGGAAAAGCCUCAGGAUCGGUUGGUGUGUGGCCCGGCGUCAUAUUCGCCACGUAACGAUGGAUGAAUGUACAAUUACAACAGUGGAGAGACUUGACUGCAACAGGAAUAAAAAAAAACACACACACACACAAACACACAGAAUACAAAUACUCGUACAAUAUGAAACUGGACACAGGCAUAGUUAAACUGCACACAAUUCUUUACACCACACACUCGCUCCAAUAAUCUCUCGCACUCUUCACGACUCACAUUUUGAUGUUUACACGUCCUCAUACAUGUAGACGCUCACACGUACAUGACUUUUUCUUCAAAGUUAAAUGAAAAACGAGGCUCAGGACUCCUCCAGAGGAAGCUCUGGACCGAACUCUCUCUCUUCCCUCUCCUAGGCUUUAGCCGCAGUAGUUUUACAGAGUAUAAAGUACGUAUGGAUGCGUGUGUGUGUGGUGACUUGAAGCAUAAUGUCUGCCCUUAUUCUUCUUCCUGGUAAGAGUUGAUGAAGCCCACUGGACCUCUCUUCCAGCCCGCUGAAGAGCUGGCUGGCCACAACCUUCCAGAGGAAGCGGCUGUAUGGACGUUGAGGCUACACAGCCGGCCGCUCCUCUGGCCUUCAUUGCACUAAGGAUCCAUACUGCCCUAACCGCUCCCUUUCCCUGGAAAUACUCCUGAGUGGUAGCUGUUAAUGUUUGUAUUUCUUUUAUUUUCUCCCCUCAACCCGCAUAUCUCCACAACAAUGGCCAUUGUAUUUGUUGUUGAUGUCUUUUUGUUAUUGUUUUUUUUCUCCCGCCUGUGUGUUGAGGCAGUAUUCUGAGCUCACUGAGAAAUAAAGGGGGGAUCAUGUUUACACUGGCGGCCCUGCUGAAAGCCUAAAAGGGAUCGUUGGCCAUGAUGCAGUGUGUGGUUACGAAUUGUUUCAGUGUCGGACAUCAAAAGGGAGGAUGAGUACGGUGCUGUAGUCCUAAUUUUAACAGAAAAAGAGGAAUAAAAAACAGAGGUGGCAUGCAGGGCAAGAAUUGCAGUCUGAUCACCUGAAAAAAAAAAGGAAAAAAGAACCUCCCUCUUUGUGGAUUCCCUCUUUUCACCCUCUGCUCUCCAACUCGCAUACACACUUAAACAAUAUGCACACACAGCCAUGUGCAGCUACACACAGCAGAGUCGACGUCCGUGUCGCAAAGGAUCAUCUCAGCGAGCCAGUCUGAGAAGGCAGAGACUCUUACUCUCCCAUGGACUACAUAGUUUUACAAAUAUUUAAGCCAUAUGCUUAGUGUCGUUGGGGUGGGGAAAAGAAAUGAAGACAAAAACAGGUUUUAUAGAAAGCUACCCUAAUGUUGAGCAUUCUAAAAUAGAGAUUUUGGCUUACAGAACUAUAGGUGUCAUUACUGUAAAUUUACAGCAUAACCUGCCUAAGUGAGUGUGUGUGGUUGUCUUUUCCUCUCAUUUUUGAUAUAUACCAUUCACGUGGUGUCGCUCUGUGACGUCAGAGCACAGCAGCAGAUCCACCAAGAGUGGUCAACUUUAAUUUCAUUUUAAAAUUACAUGAACCGUCGUCCUCAUGUCAUGGUAUGUUUAAAUCUUGUACAUAACAAAGCUGAGGAAGAAUUUUCAUUGUUGGAAAUGACUGCAGCGUUUAUUUCUCUCUUUUUGUUUUUUAUUUGGUCCGUGAUGAUUUCUGAGAAUUUGAAGUUCAAAAAUAUCAUGAAUGUGUUUUUUGUUUUUUUUUGUUUUUUUUAAAGAGAUGAUGAUGAUGACGAUGAAAGCAAGGAAUUUUUCCCUUCACUUCUCAGUGUUAACCUGUGUUUUUAAUUUAUUUUAUUUCUUUGGUUUUAUCGUUGAGUUCCUGACCUUGAGGUUGUUGCGUUAGAGCAAUUGUAUGUCCGUCUGCUGGCUGACAAAAUGUUUGCACAGCAACACACAGGCCCAGUUUCAAACUUGUACUGUACUGUUGUACAUUUUUAAGAUGAUCUGGAUUUAGUGGAAAACCUUGACUAUCAAGCCUUACCUGAUGUCCUGGUGGACCACAAUCCCAAACAAUGCUGUAUCCUUGCACUCCCUGAUUAAAAAGAAAAGAAAACACAUUUGGGGUAGUGAUGAUGAUGAUGAUGAUGAUGAUGAUGAUGAUGGUUUGAUGUUGUUGAGGUCAAACUCUGAGGAAGUGAUCACUCUUCACUUCUGAGGGAGACUCUGGCAGGGCCCUGAAAUGAUGCAGCUGUCCUUUCUCGAAUGUACUCGUGUCGUGGUUUUACAGUCAAUUCUGUGUAAUUUGCUUAGCCUGCUUUAAUUAGGAAAAUUAUAGAGCAGCAGCAGCAGCAACUACCAUUGUAUAAACCAAUGUAAAAAAAAAAAAAAAGAGGUGCAUCUGAGUAGUGUACUGCCCUCUGUGUGCCACUGUUGGUAGAAACUGUCUGUGAAAUGCAUAAAAAGGGCUACCUAAGUGGGUAGGUAAAAACAUUUCAAAUGAUGCUGUAAAUGUGAUUCAUCGAGCGGCCCUCUCAGAUUCCCCUCCAUCGUGAGAGUGACUUGAAAUAAACGCCAUCUUUUUUUUUUUUAAAUCACGUUUCACUUUAUUUUUUUUAAACUUUCUGACCAUAUUUCCAAAGAAGGCAGGAAAAUAAUGUUUUCCAAGAUCCGGUUUUAGGAAAUAAACACAAAUAGGGAUUUAAACAAAUUAUACUAGAACUGUCUGUAAUUUUCCAUUUUGUACUUCUCCUUUAAUUCCUAGCUACACAGCCAUUUUACAACACAGAAGACUUGUGCUGGAAUAAAACAUCAUAAAGAUCCUAA